This is a messenger RNA of Truncatella angustata, 654 nucleotides long. Its product is annotated as acyl-CoA N-acyltransferase. The transcript has a single exon. The record is from RefSeq and is a predicted model, not a curated record. Bases 1 to 654 code for a protein of 217 amino acids. Gene Ontology annotation, molecular function: acyltransferase activity, transferring groups other than amino-acyl groups. Lineage: Eukaryota; Fungi; Ascomycota; Sordariomycetes; Amphisphaeriales; Sporocadaceae.
AUGGCUAAUACUACAAAACUACAAAGAGCAUUUCGUUCUGAACGCCUGCUGUUCAGGGCCAUAGAGGACGACGACGCAGACAGGCAGUGGUUCUAUACCCAGGUCCAGUCCGAUCCAGUCAGUUUCGCAUCGCUCGAUUCAAGUCUGCUGCGGCCCCAGAUCCGGAGCCGCAGCGAUGCCAAGCUGUCCGAUCUCCAGAACAUGCUGCUCGGCGUCAUGAUCUGCCUGCCCCCUAACACGUCGUAUGACCAACCAACACCAAUCGGCAUCCUGAGCCUAGACGACGAGGCCGGGAGCAACUAUCGCCACCACCACCGGCUGGCGGUCCUGGCCAUCGCCGUCUCUGCAGACCAUCAGGGCAGCGGCUAUGGCGCGGAGGCCAUACGCUGGGCGGUGGACUGGGCGUUCGAGAGGGCCAACAUCCACUCGGUCAGCCUCGCGUGCGUCGAGUACAACGACCGCGCCAAGCACCUGUACGAGAAGCUGGGGUUCGUCCUCGAGGGCAGGCUGAGGAAAUGCCACUUCCACGAACGCAGGUGGUGGGACGUCCUCAUGUUCUCCAUGCUCGAGGAGGAGUGGGAGGCCGUGAGGGAGAAGGAGAGCGAUGUCCGGAGCGGGAUCGGGCAGGUAGUUGGUAAACAUACCUAUCUUUGA